Molecule: messenger RNA, 1315 nt
Organism: Anneissia japonica
Lineage: Eukaryota; Metazoa; Echinodermata; Crinoidea; Comatulida; Comatulidae
Product: deoxynucleotidyltransferase terminal-interacting protein 2-like
Exons: 7
Coding region: 167-1045 (292 amino acids)
Biological process (GO): RNA processing
Cellular component (GO): nucleolus
Molecular function (GO): RNA binding
Source: RefSeq, a predicted model, not a curated record
GGAAUAGCCCAAAGUCGAAAUGUUGACACGUGAGUUCUGUUUUUGUCAACCACCCCACACGAAUAAGAUGAGAACGGUAAUGAACUGAAGAAGUGAUACAGCAAGGCUUGUAUGAAUAGUCUGUCACUACCUUUAUUUUGGUUUUUAAAAAGAAGAUAUUUUUAUAAUGAAAGAAAUGGAAUUUGAUGGAGGUGAACUGACAAAGUUGGUACUAUUGGCAAAGAAGAAAAUAAAAGAAAACACAGUUGGAAGGCUUGAGAAUGUAGCAGCUGAUAAACCAGGCACACAUCGUGGAGUGGAGUGUGACGAAACAGUGCAGUUUGUCAUUGACACAACACCGGAUCAAAGUUAUUGCAAUAAGAAUAUUGAAGAGACCAAUGAAGACAAUACCAGUACUCCGAUUCAAACAUCACCUAUUUUGCAAUUUUCAGAAUCAAAACCUGCAGAACAGAUUGAAUUAGCCUCUGGGCUGGAUUCUGGUGUAGCCAGUGAUGGAUUGUACAUAAGAUUUGCUGAAGAAAGUGACAAUGCUAUCCCAAGACAGCCACAAAAGCAUGAAAAGGUGAUGGAAAAGAGUGUCAUUACAUCAGAUUUUGAGAAGCGUCAUUCAAUACCAUCCUACCAAGAAUCAAAAAGGCAAUUGAAGAAGCAGCGAAAGAAAGAAAAAGAAUCCAACUCAGGAGGUGGUUGGUUCAACAUGAAAGCAGCAGAGAUGACCGAUGAACUCCGAAGAGACCUUAAACUUAUUCAAAUGAGGUCAAUGUUGGAUUCAAAACGCUUUUACAAAAACAAUGAUAUGAAGAAUCUUCCAAAAUUUGUUCAGAUGGGUCAGGUGGUUGACAGUCAUGCUGAUUUUUACAGUCAUCGCAUUCCAAAGAAACAAAGAAAAAAGACAGUAGUCGAUGAACUGCUUGCUGAUGCGAAUUUAAGAAGAGAAAACAAGAGGAAGUACCUUGAGCUUCAACAAAAAUCUAUACGUGCAAAAUUUUCAAGAGGAAAGAAGAAAGGGGGAAAAUCAAGGCCAACUGAAAAAUUUACAAUUUAGAUUUUGCUGACAUUUUAUUUAGAAACCACUUUAUUUAUUUAUUACUAGUAUUUAUUUAAUGUAUUCUGAUAUUAAUUCAAAAAAGCAGCCUAAGAUGAAAGUCUUGUACAGUAUUUACAAUCUAUAAAGAUAAAAUACAAAUAAAAUUAGUUGAUAGGAUGAGAAUCUUUAUGCAAUUCUAAUUCAAGAUUAUUAUUUUCAAAGCAAUAUUGAGCCAUUAUGAUUAUUUUUUUUUAUUAAACAGCAUUCUAAAAUAAAUUGUAGAGAGAA